GAAGUAGCGGGUCUUCCUUGCCUGGGACAUGUCUGCCUGCCACGCUCCCGAGGGAGACUGUUGCUCCGGGCGAUGCGGCGCGCAGGACAAGGAACAUCCAAGAUAUCUGAUCCCAGAACUUUGCAAACAGUUUUACCAUUUGGGCUGGGUCACCGGGACUGGAGGAGGAAUUAGCUUGAAGCAGGGCAAUGAAAUCUACAUUGCUCCUUCAGGAGUGCAAAAGGAACGAAUUCAGCCUGAAGACAUGUUUGUUUGUGAUAUAAAUGAACAGGACAUAAGUGGACCUCCAUCAUUUAAGAAGCUAAAAAAAAGCCAGUGUACUCCUCUUUUCAUGAAUGCUUACACAAUGAGAGGAGCUGGCGCAGUGAUUCAUACCCACUCUAAAGCUGCUGUCAUGGCCACCCUUCUCUUUCCAGGACGGGAGUUCAAAAUUACACAUCAAGAGAUGAUAAAAGGAAUAAGGAAAUGUACCUCAGGAGAGUAUUAUAGAUAUGAUGAUAUGUUAGUAGUACCCAUUAUUGAAAAUACGCCUGAGGAGAAAGACCUCAAAGAACGAAUGGCUCGUGCAAUGAAUGAAUACCCAGACUCCUGUGCAGUACUAGUCAGACGUCAUGGAGUAUAUGUGUGGGGAGAAACAUGGGAGAAGGCUAAAACCAUGUGUGAAUGUUAUGACUAUUUGUUUGAUAUUGCUGUAUCAAUGAAGAAAGUAGGGCUUGACCCUGCACAGCUCCCAGUUGGAGAAAAUGGAAUUGUAUAAGUCGAGUGGAAGUUUAAUUAUAUAGACAGAUAAAGCUAAACUUAAUUAUUACUUAAGGGAAACUUUAUUUUUUUAAAUGAAUUGAAAAUUUUCACAACACUAUUAACUCGUCACUAAAUAUUGCAGAUGGUCACCUUGAAUCUCUUCUGACAUUGGAUAAUAUUUGCUUAUAUUCUUAUAAUUUUAAGUGACAGGGCAGUGAAAUAAAAUUUUAUACACAAUG
Galeopterus variegatus (Sunda flying lemur) is the source of this 980-nucleotide messenger RNA. RefSeq names its product APAF1 interacting protein (gene APIP). NCBI's taxonomy places the organism in Eukaryota, Metazoa, Chordata, Mammalia, Dermoptera, Cynocephalidae. The record is from RefSeq and is a predicted model, not a curated record. Gene Ontology annotation, molecular function: methylthioribulose 1-phosphate dehydratase activity; metal ion binding. Gene Ontology annotation, cellular component: cytoplasm. Bases 29 to 757 code for a protein of 242 amino acids. The transcript has 7 exons.